CAUGGUUGUAAGAUGCAAAUACGUUACACGGGUGGAGCGUCGCCACUUUCAUCUAGCCUAGCCACACGAAAGCUCCCUGUAAAUUCGCUGAUCGUGCCCGGGAACCUUAAACCGACACUGAUAUCGAAAUGGGUUGUGGAGGAAGCAAGAAAACAUCUGGCUCGGAGCCGGCCGCAAAUACAACGCAAAAACAGGAUGACAAAAGUGCAAAGAAAUGCAAGAAGCCAGUUAACUCAGAGGAGAAAGUUAUGGAAGCCUUUAAAGAAAUUGACAAAGAUGACAGUGGUUACGUCACAGUUGAUGAAGUGAAGAAGGUCCUUAAAGACUUAGGAGAGGAAGUAUCGGAUGAGGAUAUCGACAAAUUCUUUGAGUCAGCUGAUAAAAAUGACGAUGGCAAAAUAAGUUAUAAUGAAUUCUAUGCAGCCUGGGUAAAAGCCACGGAAGAAGCCAAAAAAGAAGGUGAAUUAUCGCAAGACGAGAUGUUGGAAGCAUUCAAGGCGCUUGACGCCGACGGCAACGGGUCACUUACCAAGGACGAGGUGAAGAAAGCCCUUCAAGAUGCAUCAAGUUACUAUUCUGAUGAACAAGUUGAUUCAAUGAUAAAAGAGGCGGACGAGGACAAGGACGGAAAAGUGGACUACAAAGAAUUUGUCAAAGUCCUCAAAAAGGAAAGCCAAGAAUAAACUGUUAAUAUAAUUGAUCAUGACUACCCGAACGCUUCCAUGCCAGCUUUGUGCAAUUCAAACAAACACACACAAAAAAACGUGGCUACGAUCGCUUCUUCCGGUUGGGGAGAUGCACAGUGUGAUAUGAACUAGCUGCGAUGUGAAAUAGAGCUCUCGUAGUAUCUUAAAACAGACCGCGUGACCAGGAAAUGACGUCAUGAUAACGGCAACACUAUUCUCGCGUGUCAUUGGAUUUUCGAUUUAAAUGAUUGUCGUGGACCAGAAUUAUCCAUUGUAAAUCUCCCUGCCUGCAUUUUUGAGUGGCACAAAGUUUUAUAUUUAAAAAAAAAAAAAAUCGAAAUUUCACAAAUGUAUCUAUCUCCAUCUAACAAUACUAACACACUCAUUUGAACUCAGCCGAGAGUAUGUUAAUUUAUUCAGUCAAUCCAUAAUGUGUUAAUAGUUUUUGUGGUGAAAUCAGGUUUCCAAAAAGGGGAGGGGCUUUUAAAUCUGUAAAAUGUUAUGAUUUAAGACGUUUGAACCCAUAAUUCAAUAAUAACGAAAUGUGUCCAAGAGCCCGCUCUUGAACUUUCCAUAUGAGUAAACAGCCAAUAGCUGCAAUCCGUCCACAUUACGUAUGUCAAAGUUGUAUUAUAAACGGCGCCCUCCGUGGCAGUUUCCGGGAAGUCCAUGUAUGUCCAAGUUAUUUAUCGAUUUGAGAAAUCGGUCGUAUUUUUACGUAAAAUUAUUCAAAAUAAUGACAUAACAUUAAUACUAAUCACUGGUUCAAUCGUUUUCAUUGCAACGAAAACAUAAUUAAAAGUACAACACAGUUGGCCACGUGGGACACCCUCGGCAACAUCCGGGGGCUGACGGGUUCUUCUCAUGCUACCCACAAAUCGCCGAUAUAGCUAUUUGUAUACCUCACUAGAGCUUUGUCAAAUCUAUAUUCGUGUUUUCUAUAUUUAUUUGUAAAUAUACCAAUUUUUGGUAGGAUCAAGCGAACCGGAAGUUGGGAUGAAGAUAAAUACACUUGAAUUUCGAAUUGUUUAAUCGCCAACAUUCCAUUUUGUAUACAAAUGAGACGCAUGUAAUUUUAGUAAAAAACAAAUAUUUGUCUUUAAAAAAAACCCAAAUAAACAAAAACAUAUUUUAGCACCUUUUGUACAUAAACCCAAACACUGUGCAGAUACAUAGCAGUACUAUUUAUAUUAUAAGUGGCGUAGUGUUUGCUUAUGAUGUUAGUAUUACGUAAUACAUGUACAUUUUGUAAUAUAUAUACAUAAACAAAUUUGCACUAGAUAAUAAAUUACAUAUAUCGAUUUUCUGGA
Saccoglossus kowalevskii is the source of this 1996-nucleotide messenger RNA. RefSeq names its product neo-calmodulin-like. Gene Ontology annotation, molecular function: calcium ion binding. The record is from RefSeq and is a predicted model, not a curated record. NCBI's taxonomy places the organism in Eukaryota, Metazoa, Hemichordata, Enteropneusta, Harrimaniidae.